Molecule: messenger RNA, 822 nt
Organism: Dictyostelium discoideum AX4
Lineage: Eukaryota; Evosea; Eumycetozoa; Dictyosteliales; Dictyosteliaceae
Exons: 1
Coding region: 1-822 (273 amino acids)
Cellular component (GO): nucleolus; nuclear speck
Source: RefSeq, a predicted model, not a curated record
AUGACAGAUAUUAAUCGUCAUAGAUAUAGAGAUAGAAGUGAUAGUAGAAGUAGAGAAAGAUAUGAAAAUAGACAUAAAUUAUAUAGAGAUAGAAGUAGAAGUAGAAGUAGAAGCAUAGAUAAAGAAAGAUAUCAUGAAUCUGAUAGACAUAGAUUAUACAGAGAUAGAAGUAAAAGUAGAGAAAGAGAUAGAAUAAAUACUAAACAUGAUAAAAAUAAUCUAGAAAUAGAUAAGAAAAGGAAUACUGAAAGAGAUGAAAAUAAAUAUAGAGAUAGAGAUAAAAAUAGAGGUAGAAGUAGAAGUAGAAGUAAAAGUAGAGAAAGAUAUAAAAAAUAUAAAAGAAAUAGAAGUAGGUCUUCAUCAUCCUCAUCAUCCUCUUCAUCUUCAUCAUCCUCAUCUUCAUCAUCAUCUAAUGAAAGAAAAAAGAGAAAGAAGAAAAAGAAAGAAGAAAAGAGAAAAAGAAAAAAAGAAAAAAAAGAAAAAAAAGAAGAAAAAGAAUUAAAAAAGAAAUUAAAAAAAGAUUCAAAAAAAUCAUCAUCAACAGUUUCAACAACCACAACAACAACAACAACAGCAGCAGCAGCAUCAGCAACAAACACAUCUAAUUUAGUCAACAACAAUAAUAAUAAAAAAAAAAUGGGACCCAUAUCUGAUGAAGAUUAUGAAAAGUUGAAAAAUUCGUAUAGAGAAGUAUUUGAUGAAGAUAGUGGUCGUACUAGAGUUGUGAAUGGUAAUGGUGAAAUCGUUGAAAGAAUAGUUAGUCGUGAACAACAUAAAGCAAUCAAUUAUAUUGCUACUCACCACCCAACUCAAUUUAAAUAA